Pectinophora gossypiella (pink bollworm) is the source of this 1718-nucleotide messenger RNA. Its product is annotated as prolyl 4-hydroxylase subunit alpha-2-like. The transcript has 12 exons. The coding region runs from base 22 to 1449 and encodes 475 amino acids. The record is from RefSeq and is a predicted model, not a curated record. Gene Ontology annotation, biological process: peptidyl-proline hydroxylation to 4-hydroxy-L-proline. Gene Ontology annotation, molecular function: procollagen-proline 4-dioxygenase activity; iron ion binding; protein binding. Lineage: Eukaryota; Metazoa; Arthropoda; Insecta; Lepidoptera; Gelechiidae. Gene Ontology annotation, cellular component: endoplasmic reticulum.
ACUGCUGUGAAGAAAGACGUAAUGGAAAGCCGCAUUUUUAAGUUCUUGAAACGCUGUAAAAGGGAGCAAAGGAGAGCUCUGUUAGAUCCUGAACACUACCUGGGAAACCCCAUCAAUGCCUUCACUCUUAUCAGACGCCUCUUUGCUGAUUUUGCUCCUGUGGAAAAAGUAUUGAACAAUACUUCAGCGUACAGAAGAGAAAGGUUCAUCUCAUAUCCUUCCGUGGCUGACAUGAAGGGUGCAGUGGAAGGUCUAACCACCCUCGAGACAGUCUACAGUUUGAAUGUCACUCUCCUGGCGAACGGACAGCUCGUCAGUUCUUGCAACAAAUACCACAAGAAAUACAUUGAACGCGUUUCUCCAAUGACAGCAAAUGAUUGUUACGAGAUGGGUCAGGCAGCUCUUCAGAAUAAUGACUACGAGAGACUCCUUUCAUGGAUGAAGGCAGUUUACGAUAAGUACAGAAUAUGCGACUCAUGUCCCUUCACUUUAAUGAACAUUGUCGACUGGAUAAUCAAGACUAACUACAUGUUGGAAAAUUAUAAAGAAACAAUCAACUGGCUGAAGAGGCGAAUAUCCUUAGAUCCAAAUGAUCCUGGUAACACUAAUGCUACCGCGUUCAUGUCACACUUAGCUGCAGGAAAUAAAAAUAAAAAUCCGAUAAAGGCCGUCAAAAAGAAUGAUGAAGACUGGAGGCUAUGUACUGGCAGUUCUUCAAACGCAAGCUUGAAAUGUCGCUAUGUGCACGGCCCACAUCCCUUUCUACGAUUGGCACCAGUCAAGGAGGAGCAACUAUACCACGACCCUAUGAUCAAACUCUACCGUGACGUCAUCACCGAUGAGGAGAUACGUCACAUUCAGCGCUUGGCUAAACCCAAGUUAUGGGUUGCAAAAACCGGAACGCGGAGUGGUGGCUGGCAGAAAAACCGUGAUCGUAUUACAGAGAUCAUGUUCCUGGCUUCCAACCAGUCGGCCAUCGUGACACGGUUCAGCCGACGCGUGUCUCUCUUCACUGGACACGACUAUGUUUACGGGACACUUCAACCAGCCAACUAUGGCCUCUGCGGUCUCUUCGCGUCUCAUGUUGAUGCCUUUGUCAAAGCGGAAGUAGGUCUCAAUCGCCUAGCAACGGUGCUUGUUUAUAUGUCCGAUGUGGAGCUGGGGGGCGCGACGGUGUUCACAAAACUGAACCUAACAGUAUUCCCUGAGAAAGGCGCGGCUCUAUACUGGGAUAACCUUCAUGUCUCAGGCGAGCGUGACUUCAGGACUGAACACGCCGCGUGUCCCGUGCUAAGGGGCUCGAAGUGGGUGGUGACGAAAUGGAUAGAAGGACAAGGGCAGGAGCUGGUAAAGCCAUGUCCACUGAAGUGUAUCGCCGUCAGGGACCCCAACGUCUACGAUCCCAGCUCCGCAGAAUACCGGGGUUGUUCAGUGGCUAAUAUCACUUGAGUUUUUUUUUUUUAACUUGUAAACUUCUUGCAACUCACGAAGACAAGCUUCUGGUUAUGGCAAAACCGGGUACAGUCAUGAGCAAUAUAAUGUACCCACUUUAGGACUCUGUCGCACUAACAUAAUUGACAUUUAGUGAAACUUACAAUUCAAUUUGUCAAAUAGUUAAUGUGACAUGGUACCAAAGUGUAUACAUAUUAAUGCUCGUGACCGUACUCCAACAAAAACUUGGGAAUCUUGCGUCAUUUUAUUGUCAAAUUCCUACACAC